Molecule: messenger RNA, 717 nt
Organism: Aspergillus terreus NIH2624
Lineage: Eukaryota; Fungi; Ascomycota; Eurotiomycetes; Eurotiales; Aspergillaceae
Exons: 2
Coding region: 1-717 (238 amino acids)
Source: RefSeq, a predicted model, not a curated record
AUGCUGUACACCUCCCUUCUAGCAACCCUCGCCGCCACAAUCCCACUGGCCACGGCCUACACCAUCACUGCCGACGGCGUAAACUGUCGCUCCGGCCCCGGCACCAGCAACAAAAGCGUCAAGACCUACGCCAAGGGCACCGACGUAAAGAUCUCCUGCCAGCAAGCCGGCGAGAGCAUCUUUGGCAACAGCCUGUGGGACAAAACCUCCGACGGCUGCUACGUCUCCGACUACUACGUCAAGACCGGCUCGACCGGCUAUGUCACCGACAAGUGCAGCACCGGCGGCAGCGACGGCGGGGGCUCCGGCUCCGGCUCCGGCGCAGACAUCGUGAGCGCAGCCCAGGACGAGCUCGGUCUGCCCUACGUCUGGGGCGGCGGUGGAUGCAAUGGGCCGUCUAGCGGCGGGUUCGACUGCUCGGGUCUGACGCAGUAUGCGAUCUGCCAGGCGCUGAAGGUCGAGAUUCCCCGUGUCGCGCAGGACCAGUAUGAUUCCCCGCUCGGGAAGCGGAUUAGUCGCUCGGAGGCGAAGGAGGGUGACCUUAUCUUUUGGGGGGAGAAUGGGAACUGUGACUCUGGGGUGGUCCAUGUUGGGAUCUUUAUCAAGGAUGGCUGGAUGAUUAAUGCGGCGCGCACGGGGACACCUGUGCGCGAGCAGGCGAUCUGGACUUCGUAUGGAGGUGAGGAGAUUUGUCCGUAUGCUAAGAGGUUCUGGUAG